AUGCUAAAAAUAAUAUUUUUAUUAAGUAUCGGCGUUAAUGCUAAAGUUAACCCCCACGGUCCUACUGUGGUUAGUGACUUCUCCGGUUGUGUUAGUGAAAUAAUUGAUAGAAAUUUUGCCCAAUCUGGACAUCUCUAUUUCGUGGACACUUUUAACGUAAGCACACCAGUAGCUGGAAUAAGACAUGCUAUCAUUAAAUCUGUGCAUAAAAAAUUAAAAUACUCUGUAAUAAUAGCUACACCUACGAAGAAAGAUAAAGGGAUAUGCCUUAACAAUGACAAUACAGCCGUAGAAAUGAGUGUUGGGCCGCACAUGGAUCAUUUUGAAGCUACACCUCUAGCUCAUUACUUUAUUUUAAUAAUAGAAGACUACAAGGAAUUCAGUUAUAUCGCAAGUAGACUUAUUCGAACUCGGAGUUGGAAUCCAAGAGCCUUAUUCAUUUUGGUAUAUUUCUCAAGAACCGGUUCUGACGAUCAAAACAUCAGGCAUGCCGAAGACAUGCUAUUUUGCCUUUUUAAAGUUAAUGUAAUCAAUGCCAUUGUGAUUAUACCAGAAGUCAAUAAUGUCCGGAAGGCAAAUAUCUAUAGUUGGCGGCCUUAUGAACCUCCAAAAUAUUGUGGAUACUACAAUGAAUCGAUAAGAAAUAGACUGAUAGUGGAAAACGUCUGUGAACGUGGCAAAAUAAAAUACGCAAAAAAGAUUUUUGAAUCAAAAAUUCCUAGUGACAUGAUGGGAUGUAGCUUGAAAGUGCUUGCUCUAGAACGACAGCCCUUUAUAAGUCAUAAUCCGUUGGAUCCUAAUAUUGAAAGUAUAUUGAUUAAUCAGUUAGCAAAACGUUAUAACCUUUCCCUACGAUACGAAAUCCUGAAUUCAUAUCGCGGAGAGAAGUCAUUUCAUGGUGACUGGAGCGGAGCUCUGAGAGACCUAGCUGACAAAAAAGGCCACCUUCUUUUAGGAGGCAUUUUUCCCGACGACGAAGUUCAUCAAGAUUUUGAGUGCAGCUCAACUUACUUAGCCAAUUCCUACACCUGGGUCGUUCCACGAGCGUUACCAAAACCGGCAUGGCUAGCUCUUUUUGUGAUAUUUCAAAAAACUGUAUGGUUGACAGUUAUAACUUGUUUUGUCUUUAUUGCUUUAAGUUGGAUGGUGUUAGCUAAGCUGAGCAGGGAUCCAAGUUAUAGAACUAAUCUGGAUCAUUAUUUUAUUAACACGUGGCUCAGUAAUUUGGGUUUUUGUGCAUUUUCACGACCAAUUACGCAUAGUUUGCGUUUAUUUUUUGUCUUCAUAAACCUUUAUUGCAUUUUAUUAAUAACUGCUUAUCAAACGAAAUUGAUUGAUGUAUUGACGAACCCAAGUUUUGAAUAUCAGAUAUCGACCGUCGAGGAAUUGGUUGAAAGUGGCUUAAAAUGUGGCGGUUCUGAAGAAUUGCAUGAUAUUUUUGAAAAUUCUACUGAUCCUAUUGAUAAUUAUUUUUUGGACGAGUGGAUUGAUAUUGCCGAUAUAAAGGAUGCCUUGAGAGAUGUGGCAAUCCAUCGGAACUUCUCUCUCUUGUGCAGUCGCUCGGAACUGGCGUAUGUAUCAGCUAUAAUACCGGAGCUGAGUGAUCAAUUUGGAAACUAUAUGUAUUAUGCUUUCCCAACGAACGUCUUUACUGUCCCUUUGGAAACUGUAUCUACGAAGGGUUUUCCGUUUAUGAAAGGGUUUUCUAGAAUUUUAACAUAUUUUCGACAGCAUGGCAUCAAUACCGCAGUGAUAGCAUAUUUUGACGGUUAUUUGUUAAGACAUCGAGCUCUACUCUUGAACAAAUUAGAAAAUGAAUACAGUAAAAGACCCGCUCUAUCCAUUCAAACUCUACAAAGUGGAUAUUUAGCCCUUAUAUUUGGCUCUGUGUGUGGCACAUUUGUGUUCAUAGUGGAAAUCAUACUUCAUACAAAAUUUGUAAAAAAUAUAAAAUUUUGUAAGAAAUAUGUUUAAAAGGUGAUUGUUUUU
This is a messenger RNA of Cydia splendana, 1989 nucleotides long. RefSeq lists its product as uncharacterized. NCBI's taxonomy places the organism in Eukaryota, Metazoa, Arthropoda, Insecta, Lepidoptera, Tortricidae. The coding region runs from base 1 to 1974 and encodes 657 amino acids. The record is from RefSeq and is a predicted model, not a curated record. The transcript has a single exon.